Arachis stenosperma is the source of this 1919-nucleotide messenger RNA. RefSeq lists its product as uncharacterized. The record is from RefSeq and is a predicted model, not a curated record. Lineage: Eukaryota; Viridiplantae; Streptophyta; Magnoliopsida; Fabales; Fabaceae. The transcript has 5 exons. The annotation marks the transcript as partial.
AAUCAUAGUUCGAACCAGGCCGGUUCGAACUAUGUGUGAGACUGACUGUAUAUAUAUGGUUCCAAACGUGAGUUACUCUCAUUAGAGGGAGUAGGAUGGCUAGUGAGGAGAGUUUUGUUGUUUUGGUGCACCACAGAGGAUCUGUUAAUAGAAAAACUCGUUCCGGAGUAAAGUUCACGGAUAAGAAUCCUUUAUGUAUUGUCAUAACAUCUACGACGAGUUACGAUGACCUUGUUAGCGCUGUACUAAUGAAGCUUGGUCUGGAGGGUGCGAAGCGGAUAAAGAAGUUUUUCUAUCGCAUUCCAGUCACGGUGCUACAGAAUACGGUGAAGUAUGAUUGCUUCACGAUUAAUAAUGAUGCGGACUUGCAAGUAAUGUUUCUCUGUCGGCGGCAGUUUCCGGAGGUGAGGACACCAGAGUUGUUGGCCCGGCUGGUUGAUGUUGUAUCCAGCUCCGGCGGUUCGAACAGGAAUACGAACACUAUAGCGAAUGCAGCAGGUUCUAGUUCCCGGCCUGCCGUUGCUUCCUCGUCCGUCCCUGUGUACGAACCAGUGGUCCAACAUGUCGCCUCCCCAUCUUUCGCUGUUGACCUCAAUGCCACCGAAGGCGACGAGGUAGUGGAAAGGGAAAAUUUGCCGAACGCUUUAGUGGGAGUUGCACCUGUUGGCGUAGGAGACGGUUUUUUGGACGAUGAAGACGAGGAUGACGUCGAGCCGGAUAUGAUUGACGAUGAUAGCGCUGAUGAUGAGGGGGUUUUAGGGCACGCUGUUGGAUUCGGAGCUAGAGAUGCGGAAGGGAGUACUGGUCUGACAGAGUUCCAGGUUGGUCAGCAAUUCCAGGAUAAAGAUGAGGCCCUUUUAAGUGUGAAGACUUACAGCAUCCGGCGAGGGGUACAGUACAAGGUGGUGGAGUCCGAUCACCGCCGGUAUGUGGGCAAGUGUUCCGAGUUUGGGAAUGGGUGCACAUGGUUGAUUCGACUGAGUCUCCGGAAGCGCAAGGACAUCUGGGAGGUCAAACGGUACAAUGGACCUCACACUUGCCUGGCCACAUCCAUCUCUAGUGACCACAGGAGUUUGGAUUAUCAUGUGAUUUCGGCUUUCAUUAUGCCAAUGGUUAGGGCCGAUGCAUCCGUGAGCAUCAAGGUGCUCCUGAACGCCACGGCAGCGCACUUUGGUUUUAGGCCGACUUACCGGAGGGUUUGGAUGGCGAAGCAGAAAUCUAUUGCCCUCAUAUACGGUGACUGGGAUGAGUCCUACAACGACCUGCCUAGGUGGGUCUUGGGUGUCCAGCUGACGAUGCCUGGGAGUGUUGUGGUCCUGAAGACGAGCCCGGUUCGAGUUGGAGGACAGGUGGACGAAUCUCAAGCGUACUUCCACAGACUUUUCUGGACUUUCCCGCCCUGCAUCGAGGCUUUCCGUCAUUGCAAGCCGCUAAUCAGCAUUGACGGCACACAUUUGUAUGGGAAGUAUGGGGGAACGUUGCUCAUCGCGAUUGCACAGGAUGGGAACUCCAACAUUCUACCUGUGGCAUUCGCACUAGUAGAGGGUGAGAAUGCGGAAUCCUGGACAUUCUUUCUCUCACACCUUCGACAGCACGUGACCCCGCAGCCCGGUCUGCUGGUUAUAUCGGACAGGCACAACGGCAUCAAGGCUGCGCUUGAGGCCCCUGACGGCGGUUGGCUACCGCCAUCUGCGUACCGUGCAUUCUGCAUACAACACGUAGCGGCUAAUUUUGCCCUAACCUUCAAGGGCAAAGACGCUAGGAGUCAGCAUUUGGUGAAUUCGAACCGGCCUGGUUCGAACUAUUAUUGGUGUAAUUCGAACCAGCCUGGUUCGAAUUACAUGCAGACAGUCUCUCUCUAUAAUUCGAACCACCUUGGUUCGAAUUACCUUCAAAUAGAGUUCGAACCAACCUGGUUC